AUGGCGCUCAGCGUCGGCGUGCGGCGGCUGUGGCGGCUGCCGGGCCGCGGCGAGCGCCAGGUGCAGCUCAGCUUCCGAGGCUUCACCCAGAAGACGAGGAAGAUCCGCUGCGGCUCGGAGGCCGUCUUCGGGGAGCUCUUUCGCUGGUCUCACUACGGGAAGCUGGCUGUGGGAGAAAUGCUGUCCAUUAAGGUUUACAACUGCAGCAAGGUCUUCAGUAACAGGCUCCUUGGCACCCUUGUCCUCAGCCUUCAGCACCUGGUGACUGCUGGGAGGCUGAUCCUCCGUGAGGCCCUUGUCGACAGGAACCACAGAGUCACUGGGAUCUACAUUGAGUUGGAUUUGCGCUACCAGCCUCCAGAUGGCUCGGCUGGGACCUGGGUUGAAGAGGACUUUGUCUAUCACAUGAAAGAUAGCUCUGAGUUAACCAUCCGCAACCCUGGGUUUGAGGAGCUGGAGUCAGCUGAGGGGCCGAGAGCGAGUGAGCUGGACAGGAGGGCUGCCACGCUGGGCAGGAAGCUGGCAAAAGGCCUGGACACUGAAGAGGAAGAAGAAGAGGAAGAAGAAGAUUUCUACGAUGUGUCUGAGAUGGAGGUCUCAGGCAUUGUCUUCAGCCCUGUGAGGAGCCGCUCCAGACUCUGCUCUGCACGGGACCUUUUUGCCACCCCAACCCCACAGAGCUUCCAGGUUGGGGUUAAUAUCAUUGAAGCACAGAAGCUGGUGGGGGUGAACAUUAACCCCUUCGUGGUAGUCAGAGUUGGAGAGGAGAAGAGACACACAGCGACACAGAAGUCAACAAACUGCCCCUUCUACAAUGAAUACUUUUUAUUUGAAUUCCAUGAGCCAAGAGACGUUUUAUUCCACAGACUCAUAGAGAUCUCGGUUUUUCACUCCAAGAAGAUCCCGUUCCUGGGCACGUGCAUCGGGACAUUCAAGAUGGAUGUGCUGACAGUGUACAGCCAGCCAGAUCACAGGUUUUUCCAGAAGUGGGCUGUUAUCAGUGACCCCACGGACACCCGGGCUGGCGUGAAGGGCUUUGUCAAGUGCAACAUCUCUGUCACUGCCCGUGGGGACGUGGUGGGCUCUCUCCCCACCUCCUCCAGCAGCCGGGUUGAGGACAUUGAGAGGAACCUGCUGCUGCCUAAGAGAGUCCCUGCAGAGAGACCCUGGGCCAGAGUCUGUGUCAAGCUGUACCGUGCCGAGGGCCUGCCCAGCAUGAAUGCAGGCAUCAUGGCUGGCUUCUCCAAGAUCAUCGGGGACAAAACAGUCUUUAUCGAUCCCUACAUGCAGGUUUCCUUCUGUGGGCAGCAGGGGGAAACAUCAGUGGAGACCAACACCACUGAGCCUGAGUGGAACGAGCAGAUCAGCUUCAUUGAAAUGUUCCCACCUCUGGCCAGGAAGAUCAAAGUCCAGAUUCUGGAUGAUGCCAACGUGGGUGAUGUGGCCAUUGCUACACACUACAUUGACCUGCAGCAGAUCUCAGACCCUGGCAGGAAUGGCUUUAACCCCACGUUUGGCCCAGCCUGGGUGAACCUGUAUGGCUCCCCCCAGAACUCAGCCCUGCGAGAUGUUCACAGGAGCCUCAACGAGGGCAUGGGCCAGGGCGUCUGGUACCGCGGGCGCCUCCUCCUGGCCGUCACCGUGGAGAUCUUCAGCAGCCCCAGCGUGCCAGAGAGGAAGCUUGGGGACAAGACAAAAGGUGCCCUGGGCAAACUGAAGCUGAAGAAGAAAAGUAAGAAAGCCAAGGAGAAAGCCAAAGAGCGGAGCCAGCUGCAGGGAAAGGAGGAGGCUGCGGGCUCUCAGGAGGCUGAGCAGCCUGAGGAGGUCACGGUGGAGGUGGAAGAGCUUCAUCCACUCCCUGAGAAUGCAUUGGGAAGGAAGGAGGAAUUCCUCCUCUUUGCUGCUUUCUUUGAAGCCACUAUGAUGGAUUCCUCUCUCAACAACAAGCCUGUCAGCUUUGAGGUCUCCAUAGGAAACUAUGGCAAAGCUGAAGAGGUUGUGACCAAAGCAGGGAGGAAAGUGGAAAAGGGAGAAGUGAAAGAAGAAAAACAGCCUUUGCUGGACCCUGGUUCAGAUGGUGAGCUGGAUGUUGAAGUCCUGGCCCCAACUUCAGCAGCACAGAACAAGUCAGUGACAAAGAGCCAGAGAGCAGAGCCCAUGCAGUAUGACAGGUCAUACAGUUGCCUGCCCAUGAUGCAUGAGAAGCCCUGUGUGUACGUGUGGAGCUACUGGGAGGAUCACACCUGGAGACUCUUCAUUUCCAACUGGAUUGUCAAGCUGGCUGAGCGUCUGGACCAGGGGCUGGAUAAUGUGGAGAAACUCCUGAGAGGGCCAAAGGCUAAAGCAGAGGAACGUCUCAGGGAGGUGCUGGAGGAAUUUGUAGCUGGCUGCAGGCACUAUUCCCUCAGUGCAGAGAGGAAAACAAUGGCACAUCCAACCAACCUCGACAGGUGUCGGACCAAGUACCUGAUGCGCAACAUCAUCCUGUGUGCCAAGCAGGGGCUGCGUGUGAGGCGGCGGCUGACUCGAGCCAACGUCAGGGAGAAGGUGAAGGACACGAGGAGGAUCCUGGCAAAGCUGCGCUUCAUGGCUGAAGAGCCCCAGUGCACCCUCCCUGAUGUACUCAUCUGGAUGCUGAGCAACAACAGGCGUGUGGCAUAUGCAAGAAUCCCUGCACAGAACAUCCUCUACUCAGUAGUUGAAGAGGAGAAAGGCAAGGACUGUGGGAAGAUCCAGACUGUCUUUAUGAAGGUCCCUGGCUUACACACUGGGGAGCUCUUUGCCAAACUGGAAAUCUACAUGUGGCUUGGGGUCACCAAAUAUGCCAAGAACUGUUUGGCAGAGCUGCCUGAGGAGUUCAAGUACCUCUCUGAGAGUGGACAGGAGAUAGUGCAGCUCUCGGCCUCCAGCCCUCCCAGCCGCCUCAGCAGGGAUGAUUUCAGCUACUUCCAGCUCCGAGCUCACCUGUACCAGGCUCGAGGGAUCCUCCCUGCAGAUGACAAUGGCCUUUCAGAUCCAUUUGCCAGAGUGGUGUUUUCCACUCACUGCCAGACAACCAGGAUGCUGGAGGAGACACUGAGCCCCAUGUGGAAUGAACUCCUUCUGUUUGACCAGCUCAUCAUUGAUGGGGAAAAAGAUGAGUUGAAAACAGAGACCCCCAUUGUUAUAAUCAACCUUUUCAGCCACAACAAAUUUGGCUCCCCCGAGUUCCUCGGGCAGGCCUUUGCCGUCCCGCAGGUGAAGCUGGUGGAUGAGCCGUACACCAAACCUGCCCUGCAGUUCUUCGAUUUCUACAAAGGCACCAGAGCAGCAGGGGAGCUCAUUGCCACUUUUGAGCUGAUUGAGCUGGAUUACAGUGGCUAUUUGGAGCCCUCAGUGCCUGAGGAUGUGGAGCCCAAAGAGCCCGAGUUCCUGGGAGACCCCCGUGCUGGACGGUUCAUCAUCCCGCCAGGCGUCCGGCCCGUGCUGAAGGAGUUUCGCAUAGAGAUCCUGUUCUGGGGCCUGCGGGACCUGAAGCGGGUGAACCUGUUUGAAGUGGAUCAGCCCCAGGUGAUCAUCGAAUGUGCUGGCAAGAAGGUGGAGUCCGAGGUGAUUGUGGUGUACAAAGAGAACCCCAACUUCACCGAGCUGGUCAAAUACAUGGAUGUGGAGCUCCCAGAGCAGGUUUACUUGCACCCUCCCCUCAGCAUCUUCGUGGUGGAGCAGCGGGCGUUCGGGCGCACGGUGCUGGUGGGCACACACGUGGUGUCUGACGUCAUGAAGUUCUCUCCCCGAGAGCUGGAGGAGGAAUCAGAACAUGUACCCAAAGCUCGGAAAGUGUCAUCCCAGUGCCUUCCCUCGCACACUGUGGUGAACAUUGGCCUGGCAGCUGGUGACCCCCGUCCCAGCACCCAUCCCCUGAGCCUUGUCAAGGCUCCUUUGAAGAAAAUUCCUAUCAAUAAACUUGUAAAGAAAGAGGAUGAAUAUGAAGAGGAAAAACCAGAGCUGGAAGAGCUGGAUUGGUGGUCCAAGUACUAUGAGUCCCUGAAGGAACUGUAUAACCAGACUCGCAGUGAUGAGGAAGAUGCUGAAAAUGAUGACCUGAAUGAUGCAGAUGGAGGGAAUUUAAAUGCAUCCUCCAUUGACAUGGAAGCAGAAGAUGAGGCAGUGAUUGAAGCUGAACCUGCUCGACCCAAAAGGAAGCACAUUGCUACCCUUCAGAUCUACAACUCUGAGCUGGAAAAUGAGUUUGGGAACUUUGAAGACUGGCUGUGCAUUUUCCCACUGCAUCGAGGCAAAGCAAAUGAGGAUGAAGAUGGAAAUGAGGACGAGAACUUUGUGGGGAAGUACAAGGGCUCUUUCUAUGUCUACCCUACUGAGGAAGCUGGCACAGAGCCCAAGGUCUCCCAGGGUGUUCCAAGAAACAGACCCAUCAAGGUGCUUGUCAGAGUUUACAUUGUUAAGGCUACAAACCUGUCUCCAGCAGACCCCAAUGGCAAAGCAGACCCCUACGUGGUGGUGACUGUGGGGCAGGAGCAGAGGGACACAAAGGAGCGAUACAUCCCAAAGCAGCUCAAUCCCGUGUUUGGAGAAGUCAUGGAGCUGACAGUCUCCUUUCCCAUGGAGUCAGAACUCACCGUGGCAAUAUUCGACCACGACCUGGUGGGAUCCGAUGACCUGAUUGGGGAGACCAAGAUUGACUUGGAGAAUCGAUUCUACAGCAAGCACAGGGCCAACUGUGGAGUGGCUUCUCAGUAUGACAUAAGUGGCUACAACAUGUGGCGAGAUGCUUUCAAGCCCACGCAGAUCUUGGAUAGUUUAUGCAAGAAGAACUCGCUCCCAGCAGCAGAAUACAGACAGGAGGAGGUCAAAGUGGACAACAAAAUAUUCAAAGUCCCUCCAGAGGCUUUUCCUGAAGAGGCCUCGGGGAGGAACAACAGAGGAGAGGCAGAUGAAAACUGGUCAGUGGAUGAUGAACAUAAGGCUUUGUACGUCCUGCAGCACUGGGAGGAGAUGCCAGGAUACGGGUACAAGCUGGUACCAGAGCAUGUGGAGAUCCGGACCCUGUACAACCCUGAGAGCCCUGGGCUUGUGCAGGGCUCUCUGCACAUGUGGAUUGACAUGUUUCCAAAUGAUGUCCCUGCACCACCACCUGUCAACAUCAAGCCACGGCUGCCUGUCAGCUAUGAGCUGCGUGUCAUUAUCUGGAACACGGAGGAUGUGAUCCUGGAUGAUGUGAACCCCAUAACAGGAGAGCCUUCCAGUGACAUCUAUGUGAAAAGCUGGAUAAAGGGUCUUGACCACGAGAAGCAGGAGACAGAUGUUCACUUCAACUCCUUGACUGGGGAGGGCAAUUUCAACUGGAGGUUCAUCUUCCGCUUCAGCUACCUCCCAACUGAGAAGGAGAUCACCUACAGGAGGAAGGAUUCUGUCUUCUCUGUGGAGGAGUCGGAGUUUCGGGAGCCGGCGGUUCUGGUCCUCCAGGUGUGGGACUACGACAGGAUCUCAGCCAAUGACUUCCUAGGCUCCAUCGAGCUGAAGCUGCACGACAUGGUGAGGGCUGCCAAGAGCUCAGAGCACUGCAGCAUCAGGAUGGCCAAGGAGGACGCGAGCCCUCGCUUCUCCAUCUUCCGCAACAAGCGCAUGAGGGGCUGGUGGCCCUUCAUCAAACUCAGAGGUCAGGAAGACGAGGAGAGGGAGGACAAGAGGAAGAAGAAGAAGAAAAAGAAGUGGAGCAGCUCAGUGAAACCAGAGGAUGUGGAGUUCACAGACCCCAGUGGGCACAAAUACCUGCUGACGGGUAAGGUGGAGGCAGAGUUCCAGCUGCUGACUGUGGAGGAGGCUGAGAAGAGUCCCGUUGGUCUGGGCCGAAAAGAGCCUGAACCCUUGGAAAAGCCCAAUCGGCCAAAGACUUCUUUCAACUGGUUUGUGAAUCCCAUGAAGACUUUUGUGUUCUUCAUCUGGAAGCGGUACAAGAAGUACAUCAUCGUGCUGCUCGUUGUCGCCCUGCUCACCAUCUUCCUGGCUCUUCUGAUCUACACCAUGCCUGGCUACAUCAGCCAGAAGAUCAUCAAUGGAUAAAUGCUCUCCAGCACAGGGCCCCUCAAAGACAGGGGUAAACGUUGAAGGGACUACUGCAGGUGCAGGGUGAGAGCCCUGCAGAGUGGCCUCUCUUUGGGGAGUCACAUUUCACGUGAACUACCCAGAUGAUGCCGAGAAACCAAGUAACUGACCAAUCAAAUGAGGCAGUUACAGCUUGGGGGGAAAAAUGGUUCUUUAUGGCACUGGUGGGGGAAGGUGGGAAAAGGGCAUGUGCUGGGGCUGAGUCUGCACAGCUGAAAGCAGCUUCUGUUCUUGUGCAUGGUUGUAGCAGAGAGGGGGACGUGGAGAGCCACCCACACCCCGGCAUGGCAGCGCUUGGCAUCGCUUGGCACUUCCCAGGCCCUUGUGUGAAGUCCAAACCACGGUGCAUGGGGGAAGGCAGGGCUGGGGGAGAGUCCUGGUGGAGGUAGGAUCUGGAAGACCUUGGAAUGGGGCUCACCAGGGAGAAGGGCAGCAGAGCCAUGAGCUUCCUGCUGUGCUAAGAACACAGGAACAGCUCUUGGAGUUGGCUCUGGAUGCGGUGAUGCUCCUCUGGACAUGGACUUUCUGGUUGUCAUUCCUCAUGAGCUGCUGAGCAGCUUUUCCUGCCUCUGCUGGGUUGGUUUCUGGUUGGCUUCAAGCUGAAUUUUGGCUCUUCAUUUCCAUGGGAAUAACAGCUCUUUGUC
This is a messenger RNA of Colius striatus (speckled mousebird), 6746 nucleotides long. RefSeq names its product fer-1-like protein 4. Gene Ontology annotation, cellular component: membrane. Gene Ontology annotation, biological process: plasma membrane organization. Bases 1 to 6060 code for a protein of 2019 amino acids. The transcript has 45 exons. The record is from RefSeq and is a predicted model, not a curated record. NCBI's taxonomy places the organism in Eukaryota, Metazoa, Chordata, Aves, Coliiformes, Coliidae.